Messenger RNA from Larimichthys crocea (large yellow croaker), 4020 nucleotides. It is a transcript of the gene ankrd6b, whose product is annotated as ankyrin repeat domain 6b. The transcript has 16 exons. NCBI's taxonomy places the organism in Eukaryota, Metazoa, Chordata, Actinopteri, Sciaenidae. The coding region runs from base 450 to 2810 and encodes 786 amino acids. Gene Ontology annotation, molecular function: protein binding. Gene Ontology annotation, cellular component: cytoplasm; nucleus. The record is from RefSeq and is a predicted model, not a curated record. Gene Ontology annotation, biological process: positive regulation of JNK cascade; negative regulation of canonical Wnt signaling pathway.
UCUUCCUCUCCUCCUAUCACCGCACUGACAGAGUCUGUCAGCCGCUCUGUUCACAUGCAAAUCGGACAGAGAGGGAGGCGGCGGCAGCGCGGAGCGACGACACAAGCGACCGUGUUUCACUCUGUGGUUUCCCCCUCCAACAGCGUGCACUUCACGGGACUGUCGGACUAGCUUUAACAGCGUCUCCGUCCGAGUCCACCCUCCGUGUGGCCGCUUCUCUUCGAGCAGCUGAGAGGAUGAAGGGGAGGAAUCCUGGUAGUUUGUGGAGUUUGUAGCAGCAGAAAGAACGUGAAGCACUGGCAGCCUUUCCAGCUCCUGAUUUGACAGCUCCGUCUGCAGCAGAGCUCACCAUGAGUUAGAGGAGCACUGGGGACCACCGCCACAGCUGACUUCCCCACCGCCUGCAACACCGUGUCUGACCGCGACAGCAGCAUCACUCGCCCCGCUUCAUGAGCCAGCAGGAUGCGGCUGAGGUCCUCGCACUCUCCGAGCGCCUCCUCGUAGCUUCACAUAAGGGACAAGCUGACAAUGUGGUCCAGCUUAUCAACAAGGGUGCAAAAGUAGCUGUCACCAAGUAUGGCAGGAGCCCCCUGCACUUGGCUGCCUACAAAGGCCACAUUGAGGUUGUGCGUAUCCUGCUCAAAGCCGGCUGCGACCUGGACAUCCAAGACGACGGGGAGCAGACGGCGCUACAGCGGGCUGCCGUGGUGGGAAACAGUGACAUCAUCAGCGCUCUCAUCCAGGAAGGGUGUGCACUGGACAGACAGGACAAGGACGGUAACACAGCUCUCCAUGAGGUGUCCUGGCACGGCUUCAGCCAGUCUGUCAAACUGCUGGUGAAGGCUGGAGCCAAUGCUCACGCAAAGAACAAGGCAGGAAACACAGCUCUCCACCUCGCGUGUCAGAACGGACACGCUCAGAGCUCGAAGGUUCUGCUUCUGGGCGGCUCGAGGCCUGACAGCAAGAACCACGCCGGCGAUACAUGUCUGCAUGUGGCGGCCCGCUACAACCAUGUGGCUAUGAUCCACAUCCUGCUGGGAGCCUUUUGCUCCGUGUCAGAGAAGAACCUGGCUGGGGACACACCACUGCACGUGGCAGCUGCUCUAAAUCAUAAGAAGACAGUACGGCUGCUGCUGGAGGCGGGAGCAGACAGCCGCAUCUGCAACAAUGCAGGUCACACAGCUUUGGAUCAGGCCAGAGAGCACAACAACCCAGAUGUGGCUCUUCUACUGACCAAAGCUCCUCAGGUGCAGAGUUUUGUGCGUGGCAGGAGUGUGAGGAAGAGGAGAGACAAGCUGAAGGCAGAGGGCAGAGCUCAGUCGGUGCCCAGAGAUGAGAUGCUGCCCUGUAAGGACAGUGCUUCUGCUGCAGACGACACCCAGAGCAGUGACCGAGCUGCCUGCAAACACGCCGAGGCGACAGAGUCAAACACCAGGCGGGGAAAGAGCAGGAAGCAGAAAGAAAAACCGUCUCUGUCUGACCCUCUGCGCUGCAGAGAGACCAGACACAGCGAGACGUUUCACAGGAGGAAAGACAAACUGCAAGGAGCCGCCCUUCACUCCUCCAUCCCUCCACACAACUAUAAAGCCUAUCAGCUGUACACGCUGUAUCGCAGCAAAGAUGGCAAGAUCAUGCAGGCUCCUCUGAACGGCUGUCGCUGUGAACCUCUCAUCAAUAAACUGGAGAACCAGCUGGAGGCCACCAAGGAGGAGAUGAAGACUGAGAUCCACACUGUCCAAGACCUGAUGAACAGCAAGAUGGGCCAGCUGGACCGCAAGAACAAACACCAGAUCCGAGCUCUGGAUAAGAUGACGGUGGAGAGAGUGUCAGCAGAGAGGAGCGAGUGUCUGCAGAGGAUUGAACAGCGAGCCCUGCAAGAGAGACUUGAAGCAGACAAGAGACAGCAGGCGUCUCUGGUCAGUGAGCUGAAGAGCUGGUGUCUGUCUAAGCUUCAGAACAUGGAGGUUCGCCUCACGGGAGAGCCCAGCAGCACCAAGCUGCAGCGCUCCUCCUCUGCAGCCGAGGGCCUGAACCAAACUGAUGGAGCCGGUCUCACCGUGCUGCCCUGUGACAAGGGAGGAAACAACUCCCAGUGCCUGGAGCUCCACCACAGCACCACCCUCCUGGACUCCAACCGGGGGGAAUCCAGCAUGGCAGCAGAGGGGGGAUCAGCCAACCACUACUUUGUGGUUCAUGUGGAGAGCUCUCCAGAUGGAGAUAAAGCUCAGAAUGCAGACGUCUCCUCUACUGCUGCUGCUGCCAAGAGCCCGCUGUCAUCAGUCCAGGUGGUCCGGCCAAAGGAGCGGUCAGGGAUCUGUGCUGACCCCCAGAAGAAGAACCAGGACCUGCAGCACAUGGACAUGGAGGAGCACGGGGCGAAGGGGGGCAGGAUUUACAGAGCCAGCAGCCUGUCUCCAGCCACAGAGCGCCGCUGCAGCAGCAGGACUGAAAGCGGGUUCAGAGACAGGGAGCGAGGACGGGACAGAGGCAAGCACCGCAAGAAGCAUUCCCAGGGCAGGACUAAGUCCAGAGGGACCACAGGGGUCAGGACUCUGGAGGUCUUUGGAGACCAGCCCAGUGAACCCUCCUUCACUCAGGAGAGGGACAGCAUGCAUGCCCUGGAGGUCACCCAGUACUUCUUCGAGGCAGUGUCGACGCAGAUGGAGCGCUGGUACGAGAGGAAGGUGCAGGAGGCUCGCUGGCAGGCCAGCCAGAGGGCUCAGGCCGACAGGGCCGCUCUGGUGGAGAGGAUCACCUACCUGGAGGACGAGCUGCGCAUGCUGAGGACCAACAGACAGGAUGACUGCUAACGCUGCGUCACCACCGCGUCACCACCACACCUCUUAUGAACUCAUUAUGUCCAUGUCGUGAGGCCUGGAUCCACUGAACCAUGUUAACAGAUGCCUAAAAGAAAAAUCCUGUCGCCAUGGUAACGCUGGUCUGAUAGUACUACAGAAAGAAAGGCAGCUCUCGUGCACUGUGUUGGAAAUAAAGUUGUAGAUAUAAAGCUAGCUGUCAGAUUAAUCUAAUGUGCCAUUUGUAGGAUAGAUACACACACACACACACACACACUGUAUACACAUUACAGCCCAACUGUAAAUAUUGAUUUGUGACAUUAAUAAUUGCGUAAAAGUCUUUCAUUAAUGUUGAUUAUGCAUGGAAUGAUGUGCAUAGUGAGAUGUGUUGAUGGAGGAUCACAGCAUCAUAAGCUCUUUGUUGGUUCUUUGUUGGUUUGUGUGCAUGCUGGGAUCAGAAUGUAGCUGAACGACGUCAUACGUAACCCUGCUGAAGGUUUUAGUUUGAGCAGCAGCAGCUGAUGGUGCUGCAUGCUGUGCUGUGUGUGGAGGCUGGAGUGUGUCCGUAGAAUCAUUGCAAAUGAUCAAAUGUGACAAACAGAAAACAUUGAUUAACUAAAGGAAUUCAAAAAGGAUCUUUCCUUCAUUGUAACUAAAAAUACCCCCCUCUCUCUCUCUCUCAGAGGCUCGGACACUAAACUAAGAUGUAAGAUGAUGUAAGCUGCUUCUUUUCAUUCCUGUCAGCAAUAAAAAGGAUGACUUAUUCCAUAAACACUGUUAACAUGUAGAAAUGGAACACUCCACACUCCAGAGGUUUGAAAAUAUAAGCUCAUGAGUAACUGACCUGAAGCUGUCAGAGGUGAUGUAACACUGUAGACUGACUUCACACAGAAACACAGUGUUCAUUUUUAUUUAUUUUCGCAUCAGAUGAUUUUCUGAACGGUUCAUGGAGGACACACUCAGCAGAUAAAUGAAUUCAUCAAAUUGAUUUGUUGCUUGCAGCCCUAGUUGUCAUAAAGUAAUCCACAUCCUGAUCCUGAACAGAUGACUACCUGUUUCCCAGAAUGCCAUUGUCCUGCCAGUGGUGUGUCCCUGUUAAAGAACAUGUUGCAUGAAGAAGCUCAGUGUGUCACAGUAUGACUGUCUGCUCAAACAUGUUGCUUAGUUUACAUGGAUGUGAAGAAUGCCACAAACGUUUUGUAUAAAAAUAAUCAUUCCACACCGU